AUGCACGCCUGGACUGAUUCAACGACCACUCUCGCCUGGAUUCAAUCAUCUCCACAUCGAUGGGCUACGUUUAUUGCAAACAGAACCAGCCAGAUCCAGAGCCUCACACCACCAUCACUCUGGCGAUAUGUUCCAACCAGCGAAAAUCCGGUAGACUGCGCGUAUCGUGGACUCUACCCUACUGAACUCCUGAAACAUCCAAUGUGGUGGAAUGGACCUGCGUUCCUGGUUCAAGAUCACAAUACAUGGCCCUUAUGUUCUGCUACGGCCGUCACAGACCUUGAAGCACGACCCACAGUCCUCGUGACAACCCGGACCAACACCAUUUUCGACCGUCUCUUCUGUCGAUUUUCGUCAUUACAAAAGAUCAUUCGCAUCAUCGCAUAUUGUAAACGGGUCUUUGCGAACAUCAAACCCGACAGAAUCGACCCAUCAACCACCGAACUAAGUAACGCACUGGAGGUCAUUAUACUCGCCGUACAAAGCCAAGCGUUCGGUGACGAACUUACGCAACUCCGCGAUCCUACUCACAAAGGUGUUAGCAAGUUACGUGGCUUGAAUCCAUUUGUUGACAACCGUGGAAUUCUACGAGUUGGAGGUCGUCUGGUUCACGCUGAUCUUCCGUGUGAGCAGAAGCACCCUAGUCUUCUCCCGAGGACACAUCGAUUUACUCACUUGCUAAUUGACGACACCCAUCGUCAGCACAAGCACCCGGGGGCUACAACACUACAAUCCAUCAUCCAGCAACAGUAUUGGAUUGUAGCCAGUCGUCAAGUUAUUAAAUCUCGUUUACGUCACUGUAUUGCCUGCUACAGAACUCGUCCUCGAGGAGUCCAGCCCGUAAUGGGAAAUUUGCCAAAAUUCCGUUUACAGCAAAUAAAGCCAUUCACCGCAGUCGGGGUCGACUACGCUGGUCCAAUCAUGUUAAAACCAUCAACAACGCGCAGCACUGUACCAUGCCAAGCAUACAUAUGCCUCUUCGUCUGCAUGGCAACCAAAGCGCUACAUCUUGAACUCGCCUCAGACUUGUCCACUGAGACUUUUCUGAUGGCCUUUAGUCGUUUUAUUUCACGCCGAGGCCCAAUACAACAGAUACACAGUGACUGUGGAACCAACUUUGUAGGCGCCUCCAAGUUGUUUGAAACAGUUGAUCAAUUCACGCAAUCCGCUGAACACCAGGAAAAGUGUAGAAGCUUUCUCACAGCGCGGAACAUCAGCUGGCACUUCAAUCCACCAUCCACACCUCACUUCCCCAGAUAG
Messenger RNA from Myzus persicae (green peach aphid), 1260 nucleotides. RefSeq lists its product as uncharacterized. The transcript has a single exon. Gene Ontology annotation, molecular function: nucleic acid binding. NCBI's taxonomy places the organism in Eukaryota, Metazoa, Arthropoda, Insecta, Hemiptera, Aphididae. Bases 1 to 1260 code for a protein of 419 amino acids. The record is from RefSeq and is a predicted model, not a curated record.